Molecule: messenger RNA, 2109 nt
Organism: Symbiodinium pilosum
Lineage: Eukaryota; Dinophyceae; Suessiales; Symbiodiniaceae
Source: the annotation of a GenBank genome assembly
AUGGCCGAUUACUACCCUGACCAGCUUGGGGAUACGCUGGUGGCAACAGCACUUGCAAUUCUAAAGGGCAUGGAGGGCAGCGGAAGUCAAGUCUUUGGAGCUGAAGCUUCGUUGAAGCUGUUGACAGAUGCAGCGGUGCAGUCAAGAUGCCAGAUGUUGUUGGACUUCUUGCUAGACAUGUUCGAGCAUGGGCGCGCUCCACGAGCAAAAAAUAUUCGACAAUGCUGCGCAUCACUUCUCCAGAUGCUAUUGGAGAUUGCACCAGCCAGUCACGGCAAGCGUUUGGAGGCUUUUUUUCUUCAACUCGCAUCCGACAAAGUGCCGCCUGUGAGAUGUCUUACUAUCCCUGGCCUGGCAUCUCUGGGGACUAAAGCAGCUGUUGCUGCCAUGGUGGAGAUGGCGUGCAGUGACCUCAUUUGCAAGGUACGUUUGGAUGCCCUGACCCACUUGAUUUUGCUUCAGGCAGAUCACGCCCUAGUGCUGGACCAGAACCUCACAGAGAUGCUCUUGGAUCGAUCUAUGGACGCAUCGCCCACAGUUCGACGUAGUACGUUCACCUUCUUGACAACGACGCAAAGGCCGUCUGAUUCUCAGAGGCUUUGUGCUCUGCUUCGGCAAGGUCUGGCUGACACGGAUGCUGGCGUGCGCCAGGAGUGUGAGCAUACCCUGCGCUCGUGGGCUGGAAAGUCUGGCGAGGGGAUGUCUCCCAUUCUGAGCUGGAUAAAUGCCUUGCUAGUCGGACCAACGAAGCAGGCAGAGUUUGUUGCAGAGACCAUCUUGCAAAGGCUGCUCCAUGGUCAGGACGUACGCUCCGUGGCAGAGCAUUCGGUUCAGACCCUCUUGCAUGGUGAGAAGCCGAUGGAAAGAAUUCAGAUCAUCUUAGCACGUCUUGCCAUCUCACUUGACCCCGAUAUGUGGAACCUGAGUGGAGUUUUGAGAGGCUCGCACUUGCUUCGCAGAACUUUGGAAGUAUUGGACUCUGGGGACAUCUUCAUGCUGCGACAGCUUCUCAUAGUGCUGCUUCAGACUGGCGUGUACGACGAGGCGGCCUCAAAGACUUUGCUACAAAUAGCAACGGCAACGCUUUUGCGCUGUCCACUGGAUGAGACACGCGUGAUUCAAUCUUGUGGGGCUAGUUUUGACAGGGGCCACAUGCAGCAAGCCGGCCUAGAUCCUUUUCGCUUAGCUGCCCUGCUGGCCCGGCAGUCCCUGAAGCUGUCCACCUUACACAGCAUGUCUUUUCGCAAGCCCAAGUUCGACAAGGCGCGAGUUGAGUCGGCCUUUUCGGAUUCCAUGCGAACCGUCCUCUGCGUCCUUGCAGCAAAAGCUGAAGCCGCUUGCCUUUCAGAGCCAGGACGUCAAAGCGAGAGUUUCUCUGAACUCGCAAGGUAUGUUGCUGCGCACAAGGCGUACGCGCUUGAUCUGGAAUGCAGUAUUCGCAAGCUUGACAUGCAAUGUCAGAAGCUCACCCAGGCUCGGGACUUCGUUGCAGCUUAUGCCCUGCGGGAAGACGUAGAACAGCUGCGGCAGCAGCAGGAUGAAGCGCAGGCAAAUGCAGAACGCGCAUUUGCUGCGCUCGGCCACAAUCUCUCUCGCAUCCUUCAUGUGGCAGAGGCUGUUCUUUCCUACACCGAGGCUGAACUUAAGGAUGAUUUCCCUCUUUGUCUUGUCAUGGAUGACAUAUUGCGCCCAGCACUGCUCCUGAUUGACUCAAUCCCUCUCGGGAUGGCUGGCAUCUGUUGGCCUGCUUUGCGAGCACGAGCCAUCCGAUGCAUUGCUUUGCAUGCCACGCUCUCUGCGGAAACUGCUGAGAUGCAUCAAGGCUUUUUUCACUCAGUACUCGAGCGGUAUAUUCCAGAAGUUCUUUGCGUGCAGAAUGACCUUGACGGCGCAGAAGUCGCAGAGGACGUCGUGUUGACUUCGUUGUCGUUUUUGGUCGACUCUGUUCUUCUUUAUGAACCUUCUUGCGAAGCAGAAGCGGACAUGCAGGGCAAUCUGACUCAGGAGGCCUCGCAUGCCAUUUGUGAGCGGAUAGCUCCGCUUCUGGCAGGCGCAGCAGUAUCAGAUGUCAGGGUACCAGAUGCUGCUGAGUUUGCCAUGCUGGACUGA